Salmo salar (Atlantic salmon) is the source of this 3369-nucleotide messenger RNA. Its product is annotated as leucine-rich repeat and immunoglobulin-like domain-containing nogo receptor-interacting protein 3. Gene Ontology annotation, molecular function: protein binding. NCBI's taxonomy places the organism in Eukaryota, Metazoa, Chordata, Actinopteri, Salmoniformes, Salmonidae. The record is from RefSeq and is a predicted model, not a curated record. Gene Ontology annotation, cellular component: plasma membrane.
CAGCAGACAGAGAGGGAGAGAGAGAGACAGAGAGGAGAGAGAGAGAGAGACAGAGAGGAGAGAGAGAGAGAAAGAGAGAGAGACGCUCACACUGAUAGAGACACACACUGUGAAAGAGGCAGAAGCAACAGCUACAGCAACAGAGCCAACAUGCUCCCUCUCUCCUACACACACAAACACACACACAGAGAACCAGACCCAUGCCAGGGGAGACGGUGAGCACACACCCACACUGAGGAGCACCUUCUCUGGGGAGGAGAUCUCACAGACCCCACUCCACCAGGUUCUCUGGGACUUAUUUUUGAAUAACAAGGAGCUGGGAAAAAGGUGUUUGUCUGUUUGUUUGUAAAAUACACAAACCGGGAAGAGAGACAGAAGGAGAGAGCAAAGAAAAGAGGGAUGAGUGGCGUGUUUGGCACAGCUGCUGAUGCCAGGGGCUGAGGGAGAGAGGGAGGCUGACGAAGAGAGAGAGAAAGAGGGAUCUGAAGACCUGAGGAUCGGAGGAGAGAAAGACUGGCACAUGAAGAGCUGAUCAAACUUAUGGACAGAGAGAAGAUAGGGACACAGUGCCGGGGAACACACACACACGGACACACACACACACAAUGAUGAGGAGGGAACAAAGUCCACGCUUCAGUCCUGGGUGUGUAGUACACUGACCCUGCCUGUGAUAGGCUAGGAGUCAGACCGUGACCACCAGGGCCAUGAUUGGCUCCCUGGGCCCCGGUGUGUGGUCCCUGACGCUAUGGCGGUGGGUGAGUCUCUGGGGGCCGGCCCUGCUACUGGUUACCAUUAUAGCCCUGCUGCCAGGUAGUUGCCAGGCGUGCCCGCCGCGGUGCGAGUGCUCGGCCCAGAUCCGGUCAGUCUCGUGCCAACGGCGGCGCCUCACCGGCAUCCCAGAGGGCAUCCCUACGGAAACUCGCCUCCUGGACCUCAGCCGGAACCGGCUCCGCUGGGUCGAAAUGGGCGACCUGGCACCAUACCCGCACCUUGAAGUGGUGGACUUGAGUGAGAAUCUCAUUGCCACGCUGGAGCCCAAUGCGUUCGUCAAUCUGCAGAGCCUCCGGGUGUUACAGCUGAGGGGGAACCAGCUGAAGCUGGUACCCAUGGGGGCCUUCGCCAAGCUGGGCAACCUGACCACGCUGGACCUGAGUGAGAACAAGAUGGUGAUUCUGUUGGACUACACCUUCCAGGACCUGAGGAGUCUGAGACAUCUGGAGGUGGGAGACAACGACCUGGUCUACAUUUCUCAUAAGGCCUUUUCUGGUCUGCUGGGGCUGGAGGACCUGACCAUCGAGCACUGCAACCUGACGUCCAUCUCUGGCCAGACACUGUCCUACCUACGCAGCCUGGUCACUCUGCGAUUACGGCACCUCAGCAUCGCCGCCCUAGAAGACCACAACUUCCGCAAGCUUAACAACCUGCGGGGGCUGGAGAUCGAUAACUGGCCCUAUCUGGAGUACAUCUCCCCGCUCAGCUUCCAAGGCCUGGACCUGUCCUGGUUGUCCAUCACUAACAGCAACAUCACCUCCGUCCCCUCGUCCUCCUUCAGGAACCUGAUCCAUCUCACUCAUCUCAACCUGUCCUUCAACCCCAUCACCACCCUGGAGCCCUGGGCCUUCAGGGACCUGCUGAGGCUCAAGGAGCUGAUCAUGGUGAACACGGGCCUAGCUACGGUGGAGCCCCACUCCCUGGGAGGCCUCAGACAGAUCCGGGUCCUCAACUUCUCCUCCAACGAACUCCAGACCCUGGAGGAGGGAUCAUUCCACUCUGUCAACAGUCUGGAGACGCUGCGGGUGGACGGGAACCCGCUGCUGUGUGACUGCCGUCUGUUGUGGAUCCUGCAGAGACGCAAGACCCUCAACUUUGACGGCAGGGUGCCCGUGUGCGCUGGGCCGGAGGAGGUGCAGGGGUAUAGCCUCAGCACCUUCACCGACUCAGCGCUCUUCGAUCACUUCACAUGCCAGAAGCCCAAGAUACGCAACCGCAAGCUUCAACAGGUGACAGCUCGUGAGGGCCAGCCAGUGAGUUUCCUCUGCAGUGCCGUGGGAGAGCCCGCCCCCAACAUCAUGUGGAUCUCCCCUCAGCGCCGAAUAAUCACAGCAAAGAGCAAUGGCCGCAUCACUGUCCACCCAGGAGGGACGCUAGAGAUCCGCUAUGCCCAGGUCACCGACAGUGGCACCUACAUGUGCAUCGCCAGCAACGCCGGCGGCAACGACACCUACUUUGCCAUGCUCACCGUCCGGGGCGCGCCGCUGGAUGCCGCGUCGGCUUUCUUUGCCAACCGCUCGCUAUACGGCGGCGAGUUCUUCAACGACACAAACCUGAACAGCACGCGCGUCUUCCUCAAGUUCACCCUGGACCUGACCACCAUUCUUGUCUCCACGGCUAUGGGCUGCAUCACCUUCCUAGGCGUGGUGCUCUUCUGUUUCCUGUUGUUGUUUGCAUGGAGCAGGGGGCGGGGCCAGCGCAAGAACAACUUCACAGUGGAGACCCCUUUCCGGAAGGCCGAGGGGCCUGCGGCCACGGGUAGUGCCGGAGGGGCCCGGAAAUUCAACAUGAAGAUGAUAUGAAACAACGCAGCCAAGGGCCAGCCGGGGGAGGCAUAAGCAUGUCCCGGAAACGUGUUUGACAAAACACACAGCGCUGACUCGCAAAGAUAAAAUAAUAAUAAUAAUAAUUAAUCCAUACAGUAUUCACACAUGGCAUGGCCAGAUUCGAUUUGAUGAUGACCUUGAUCUCACCAACUCUUACUGGUUUUAUUCAGCUUGUGGUACAAAUGUGUAUUUAAGAUAAUUAUAAGAAUUUUCCAGUGAAAUUCUUUUGUCAUUGAGCUUGAUAAGAAUUAUAGAAGUUAAGAAUUUAGUGUGAUCUUUUACUGGGUGAUUACUGUGUUGUGAAAUGCUUGUAGUUAUGUCUAUCUCACAGGAAGUGACAUCACAGGAAGUGAAAAGGACUUCCUGGAAGCUGUGUACUUGUAGUGGUCAUUGCACAGAGGGCAUGGAGAGACACGGCCAUCAACUUAUCACAGUAUUUGUAGUCUUGCUUUCUUAAAUUCUGCCUUUUUGAGAAAUAUUGCAAUAGCAUGUAAAUAUUGCAGUUUAAAGUUAGUUGUAUAGUAAUAAGAUUAUAGUAUUGAAUAAAAACAAGCCAUUUUUGUAAGACAUUUAGGAUAUGAUUUCCAUUGUCACAUUUAUAAGACAGCAUCAAGGCCACAGCUGAACUGAGGAAGGAUGUGCUGAGACAAGGACUCCAGAAAGACAUUGAAUCGAAGUGAAAUGAAUACAGAAAAUUACUUCAAUCAUUUGACCCUUUCAAAUUCAUGACAAAAAAAGAUCAGAAGAAACAUUAAAAAAAACAUGAAAAGAA